Molecule: messenger RNA, 497 nt
Organism: Cylicostephanus goldi
Lineage: Eukaryota; Metazoa; Nematoda; Chromadorea; Rhabditida; Strongylidae
Source: the annotation of a GenBank genome assembly
AUGGACAAAGGGCAGGUAUACACGAUACAUGGUGUAUGCAGAGCAGGAUUCGAGGCAAGAGGCACAUCGCCUUUGCUUCCAUUCGUAAUUUUCUAUAUUGCAGAUACCUCUUCUUUUUGCCAUUAUAAGAGCAAGCGCAAGGAUGAUUAUUUCAUAUUUGAUAUUGAAGGCGGCGAUACAAGAAGCCAACGAAAAUCAGGAGAACCUGGAGUUGAGAAUGAUCCGCGACUUCGACUGGCCGCGAUCAGCGCAGCGACAAGAAGCGAAAUGCGCUUUGAAUUUUUCAGUUUUUCAAUGGCAAUGAAAGGUAUGGAUCUGUGGUGGGGACUUCCUUUCUGCCGACUGGGUAUUUCCGACGUGACGGCAUUGCAGAACCCACCCGUGGAACGUGGACAUGCGGCGUAUGAACGGUGCAAGAAAUUCCUAAAUUAUUUGCGGAAUAAGGUUGGAUGGACCUUUCAAAAAUAUGGGUGCAAGUACAUGGUUAGCGUGUAAUG